Messenger RNA from Chrysoperla carnea, 4757 nucleotides. Its product is annotated as erythroid differentiation-related factor 1-like. The transcript has 13 exons. Gene Ontology annotation, molecular function: hydrolase activity, hydrolyzing O-glycosyl compounds. Bases 180 to 4757 code for a protein of 1525 amino acids. The record is from RefSeq and is a predicted model, not a curated record. Lineage: Eukaryota; Metazoa; Arthropoda; Insecta; Neuroptera; Chrysopidae. Gene Ontology annotation, biological process: positive regulation of DNA-templated transcription; carbohydrate metabolic process.
CAAGGAACCACCAUUAGCGGUUUAAAGAACUUUCUAGACCAGCAUAUUAUGACAAUGAAAACUUGAAUGUCAAAACUGUGCAGAUGCUCAAUAUCUUAAGGCAGAUGAGCGAAUAUUUUCUUUUUGCGGUAAUUAAAUGCAGCAAAACAUAAUAUUAAUAGUUAAUUAUCAUAUUAGAAAUGGAUAAAGAGGAUAAUAAAAAGAAUUAUUCAGUAAUGGUUCGUCCAAACGAAUCGUUACCUGUUAAAUCCACAGCGAUUGUUAAAUAUUCGGCAUUUCAAACACCUGCAAAUUUUGCACGACUUCAAUGUAAUACUGAUCUCAAUUCACCACCUUCAAAUUGGUUAAGUAAUUCUGCAGAUUCUUAUGGACUUCAACAUGUGUUAUCACAAUCAACUGGAUUUUCAAGUUUUAGAAUGGCACACAUGUUUCCCGAUUGUGUUGGAGAAGUGGACGUUGUAUCGGAUGCAGAAAACAUAAAAAAUUUACUAAAAUUACCAUACUCUCGUGGACCUGUUAGUAUGAUGGUGCAUCGUAUUGAAAAUACACUUUUAAUCGAUGAUUUCGACAUCCAUAAACAUUUAUUACGAACAGCCGAAACCGAAUGGGAUUGGUUACGAAAAUUCUUUUUUGAUAACAUUCAAAAAGCCUUAAAUGAAAAAGAUCUCGAAUUAUAUAGACGUAGUAAAAGUCGAAAUAUUUUACAGCAACGAAGUUUAAUCUCCAAAUUUUUAUAUCAUAGUCUAGUUGAACCGAAAAAAGAUGAAGAAGAAACGAAAAAUAAUGAGGCAACACCAAGUAGUACACCGUUAACAUUACCAGGUCCGGCUUUACCUGAACCAAAUAUUGAAGAAGAGGUACCCGAUCCUACAACUAAACAUAAAUAUAAUCGAAAUGUUGUGUGGACAUUUGAAGAUAUUCAAAUGCUUAUCGGUACUGAUAUGCCAAUAUUUGGAGGAUCAACACAUCCUUGUAUAUCGCUUCGACUACGCGAUAUGAGUAAAUCGAUUAGUGUAUUAACUGGUAUUGAUUAUUGGUUAGAUAAUUUAAUGUCAAAUGUUCCCGAAGUCGUAAUGUGUUAUCAUUUAAAUGGUAUUGUACAAAAAUAUGAAUUUAUCAAGACUGAAGAUUUACCGUACUUAGAGGAUUCGAAAUUCUCACCAAAAUUAAUUCGAGAUAUUGCACAGAAUAUUUUAUCGUUUUUAAAAUCUAAUGCAACGAAAGCUGGCCAUACAUAUUGGUUAUUUAAAGGUCGAAAUGACGAUGUAGUUAAAUUAUAUGAUUUAACUUCUUUAUGUUCGGGAGUUUUAGAUGAGAAAGGUCAAAAUCCUUUUACUGUACCAGUUGCUAUGUUAUUAUAUCGAGUUGCUAGAAAUAUGAAGCAUACUCAACAAGAUGGUGCUGUUCAAACAGGUACAAUUCGGAUGCUGUUAAAAAAUUGUGUAGAGCUUUUGAAUAAAGAAAAAUAUCCCCAAAUUGUCACGUCUUCACAUUAUAUGCUUUCGGAUUUAUAUAUUCCUGCACAUACUAAUCCAAAUGAACCAGUUUUUAAUGAAAGUCAUGAUAGUGAUUCUAGUAAUUAUGAAGAUGAUGACGACUCAUCACUACAGAAUAGUGGAAACGAUGCAAUUAAACAGUUACGCUUAAGUGAGCCAUAUGAUCAAGACAAUAGUGAACCAUUCCGAUAUAAAAUACCGACCCCAGUCGUAGGAUCAAUUUUUGAACGAUGUUUUAUGGCCUUACAACAUAUAAGCGCCGGAUUAAAUUGUUUACAAUAUUUUUCAAGUGCAUCAACAAAAUGUAAAGAAGAUGACGAAAAUGCUGAGAAGAAAAAGAAAUUAGAUGAAGAAGAAAAUUUAAAUAUGGCACAUCCAUUUGAACCAAUACCAAUGCCAUAUGCUUCGUUGAAUUCGAAUGCAAAUGAAGGAAAAUCAAAGAAAAAGCGUCGUAAUAAAGCUGAAAAGAAGAAAAAAUCGACAGCUGAAGUAGAAACUGAACCACCAAAAGCGUUACUACCAAAACCUAAAGCGGAAGCAAUGCCUACUUGGCAAGAACCAGAUAGGUCUGAUGAUGCUUCAUGGAAUGCUCAUUUAAAAACGUUGUUAUAUGAAAAAGCUUGUCUUGUAUAUGCUAUUUUAGCCGAACAGGAAUUUAUAUUAGAAAAUUAUGGUAGCAGUUUACGAUAUAUUAAAAUUCUGGUGAAAUGUCAAAAAGUAUUAAAAAAAUUACAUUUUUCGUCUCAGCAUGUACAAGAAAGUUGUUUAUUAGGCCGAGCUGGUGAUUGUUGUUGUAUGAUUGAUAAACAUUGGUCACAAGUUGAAGAGUAUCGAAAACAGUACAAUCAAACUUCGGAUAUUCAAACAGCAAUGGAUAAUGAAAUUGCGAAGGAUUGUCAAGAAGAAGAAUCAGAACAAUACGAAAAUUGGGAUGGUUUAUUGCCCGAAUCAAUAGAAAAUAAUGAGCAAUUGCUACAAAUAAGUUGUCAGUGCUACGAGAGAUCAUUAGCGUCAGAACCUGGAGCAGAAAAAACUAAUUUACUACGAAGACUAGGUAACGUUCACAAUGAACUGGGAACAUUAUACAUGAAUCAAGCCUGUACUGAAUUUAAUAAUGGAAAUACAGAUAUUCAACGAUUGAUCAGCAAAUCAUCAUAUAAUUUAGAGACAGGGAUCAGAAAAUUUGAGUCGAUCGAUGAUAAACCGAAUUUAGCAUUGUUAUAUUCAAAUAUGGGACGAUUAAUGAGGUUAUGUGCACAUGUUCAUUCGUCCAAUACUUCGGAAAAAUUAUCGGAAAUGGUGGGACAAGAAAAAAUAUUUUAUAAUAAAGCAUUAGCGAAUUAUCAAAAGGCUCGUCAAGUAUUAUUAAAUCGAAAUACAAAUCCAGAAAUUUGGGAUGCGAUUACUUGGGAAUUAUCAACGGCAUCAUAUAAUAUGGCCACAUUAUUGCAAGAUUAUCCAACAGUAGAUUCCAGGACAUCAAAAGAAUUAGAACAAGAAGUUGUGGAAAUGUUACAUAAAGCAUUAGAAUAUUGUGAUAUGGAAACACCAACGUAUCGACAACCUAUUUAUCAAUUUCGUGGUGCUAAAAUUCAUCAUCGUUUAGCAUCGUUGUACCAUAACAGUUUUCGCAAUAUUACCGGUGCUGAUUCACGUAAAAAAAGUACUGUUACUCUAUGUAAAUUACAUUAUGAGCGAGCAACAUCAAUUUUGUUUGCUUUAGAAGAUUGUGUCGAAUAUUUAAGUGUACAAUUGGAAUAUAUCGCUUUGUAUCAAUUGUUAUUCCAAAACGCAUCUAGUGUUUCAUCCAAAUAUAAAAAUUUAAAUAUAAGCUUAAAAUUAAUUUUGGAUGCUUUACCUAUGAUCAAAAUAAUGAAUGAAAAACACGUUCAUCCAAAUAACAAAACCGAUACAAAAGUGUCAACAAAACAAUCAAAAUCAAAGAAGAAAAGAGAUUCAGAAAAAAUGAAAAACGGUGAAAUUAUCUCAGAUAAUUCCAAAACAGACGCCGACAAUAAAAAACAAAUUGAAGAAGCGGAAAAAGAAGAAGCAAUCGAUACAGAAAUGCUAAAAUUAUUGAAUAUAACCGAGAGUCAACUACAAUAUAUAUUAUUAAAUUUAACAAAAUUAUUUAUUAAACCAAUUAAAGGUGUUACGGCGGAACAUUGUUCAACGUAUGGUAGUACUUACAAAAAAUUAUAUGGUAUCACGUUAAGAACACCCACAAAUUCAUCAAUUUCAUUGGGUUUGCAUUUAGAACGUGUUAUGAUUGAAAUUAAAAAAGAAAUCGAUAAAAUUCCCGAACUGACUUUACCAAGUAAAUCAAUUCAAUAUAUUCGUGUGCAUUGGUUGUUAGAUUUAAUACAUAUUGAAAAUAGCCAUAAUGGUUCAUUUACUUAUGACUUUACAAAUAUGGAUAUAUUUUUAAAUUGGAUUCAUAAGCGUGGAUUAUAUAUUGUUUUCGAAUUCAUGGGAAAUGAUUCCAAUCUUUUGUACGACUUCGAUGAUAAAAACCAAAUCAUUCUAUACCGAAAGCUAUUGCGAAAAAUAGCUAAAAGAUAUGUUAAAUUAUUCGGAAAUGACUACGUGAGUAAUUGGAAAUUUGAAACAUGGAAUGAACCAGAUUUGAAAACUUAUAACGUUUUAAACUUUACAACUACUGCAUUUAUCAAUUACAUAAAAGCGACAAAAGAUGGCUUAUCAUACAUAAAAAAGAAUGGUAUGCAAUUACGUUUAGGUGGACCAGCUGGAUUAUUUAAAUCACCGGAUUUACAUCGUCUAUGUUGGGGUGCACUUGAGUAUUGUUCAAAGUUUAAUUGCCCUUUUGAUUAUAUUUCAUAUCAUGCGAAGGGGAAUGCAUCCAGUGAUGAUAUUGUAAAUAAGGGAUUACGUCUCAUUGAAUAUGUACAAAAUGAGUUUCCCACUAUUGCGGAUAUGCCGUUCAGUAAUGAUGAAGCUGAUCCGUUAAGUGGUUGGUCAACAAGUGAAGAUUGGCGUGGCGAUACAAGAUAUGCUGCAAUGAUGGUGAAAAAUAUUAUUCAACAUCAAAAGAUUUUUAUCAAUCAAAUGAAUAUCAAAUUUGAAUUGUUAAGUAAUGAUAAUGCAUUUUUAAACUAUCAUCCAUAUUAUUUUUCACAAAGAACAUUAUUAACUCGAUUUCAGAUGAAUAAUACAAAUCCAAGACAUAUUCAAUUUAUAAAGAAACCAGUUUACAUAGCAAUGGGAUUGCUAUCAUUUUUAGGUAAUUUUUCUGCUUAUUAG